Molecule: messenger RNA, 4490 nt
Organism: Branchiostoma floridae (Florida lancelet)
Lineage: Eukaryota; Metazoa; Chordata; Leptocardii; Amphioxiformes; Branchiostomatidae
Product: polypeptide N-acetylgalactosaminyltransferase 5-like
Exons: 2
Coding region: 21-1820 (599 amino acids)
Cellular component (GO): Golgi apparatus
Source: RefSeq, a predicted model, not a curated record
CUAUUUGGUGGAAAAGGUCCAUGUGGACCAUUUCUGUGACAUCGACUGUUUGGCUUCUUAUCAACUUGAGCUUCCUGAAUCAUAAUUUGGAAAAAGGCACCACCACUCAAUCACUCAACAUUGGACCAAAAGUUGGGAAUCGCAUAAGUGAUGUUGGAAAACGCUCAGAAGGGGGAAACAUGGACUUUUCUACGAGCGGAAGACAGUCUGGACAGGAAACAGCUCGGAAGCACAGAGUCCUAAACGUUGAUGCCACGAUGGAGCCGAGGGACCCCCGUGCACCUGGCGCAAGAGGAAGGGCAGUGGAGGAUGCCAUGCCCCAGCACCAGGCAGACAUCGAGGCAGGCUGGAAGGCGGCCUCCUUCAACCAGUUCAUCAGCGACCUCAUUCCGUACGAGAGGUCCCUCCCAGACACGAGACCGCCGAGGUGUGCCGAGCAGGUGGUGGCUGAUGACUUACCAACCACGAGCAUCAUUAUGUGUUUCUGUGAGGAGUCCUGGUCCACGUUGUUGAGAUCCGUACACAGUAUCAUCAACAGGUCCCCUCCACACCUCGUGGAAGAAAUCCUCCUCAUAGACGAUGCCAGCAGACGAAGCCACCUGAAACAGAAGCUGGACCAGUACAUGUCCAAGUUUCCCCAAGUUAAAGUCGUCCAUCUGAAAGAGAGGGCUGGACUGAUUCGGGCAAGACUGAAAGGGGCAGAGCUUGCUACAGGAACGGUGCUUACUUUCCUGGAUUCCCACAUAGAGUGUAACGUUGGCUGGCUGGAACCUCUACUGGACCGCAUCAGGGAAGACAGGACGAGAGUUGUUUGUCCGUCCAUAGACAGGAUAAACGAAGCAACAUUUGCAUAUGAAGUGGCAAACGAGAAUGUGCGAGGAGGGUUUGACUGGGAGCUGUUUUUCCAAUGGGUUUCCCUCCCGGCAGUCGAAGCCAAGCGCCGUGCCCAUAGCAUCUUUCAACACGAGGUCAUAAGGUCGCCAACCAUGGCAGGUGGUCUGUUCUCCAUAGACCGGGGGUUCUUCUACGAGCUCGGCGGGUAUGACCCAGGGUUCCAAAUAUGGGGCGGAGAGAACCUGGAGCUAUCGUUCAAGAUCUGGAUGUGUGGCGGAAGUCUGGAGAUCGUACCGUGCUCGCGGGUCGGCCACGUCUUCCGGAAGUCCCAACCCUACAACUACAGCAAUGCCAGCAGCAUCAUGGAGGUGGUGCACCACAACAACGUACGUUUGGCUGAAGUUUGGCUGGACGAGUACAAGAAGAUCUACUACGCCCUGCACCCUGGUGUAGAGGUGGAGCUAGCAAAGAUGGGAGACAUUUCAGAAAGGAAACUGUUGAGACAAAACCUCGGCUGCAGGAGUUUCCAGUGGUAUCUGGAGAACGUCAUCCCAGAACUCCACAUCCCGGACACCAAUGUUCGAGCACGUGGAGAGAUUCGGAACAGAGGGGGGAUCCCACUCUGCGUGGACUCAUUUUCAGAGACAGAAAUCGGCGCCUUCGCAUGUCAUAGAAUGGGGAACCACCAGCUCUUUUCAUGGAGGUUGGAUGGUAAGAUCACGUACAAGUUCGAUGAUUCAGCUUGCCUCACCUAUAGAGAGGACAGAUUCCACAUCAGACCAGACCAACAGAAGAUUUCUAAAGGGCCCUGCGACAGUGGAGAGGCCAUUGUGUGGGGUCACGAGCAGUCUGGACCCUUUGUGGAUAAAGCCACAGGAAUGUGCCUGGAUAUCACUAAUGACUUAUGGGGACUAGUCUUAGUACCAUGUUCAGGAGGGAAGUUUCAAAACUGGUCUUUUGGAAAGUAUUACGACUUGAAGAAAUAGAGCUGUGUAAAAAAAUCAUUCUGAUUUACAUGGUGCUGUAAGAUUAUAUUACAGUAGUUUCACCUUAUUUGCUAUGCUUGAAUGUGUGAAAAUGUCAUCACUUGUUCAAAAGAUGAAAGUGAUAAAUGAUGGUCCAAAAGGCAAAAAUCAAUUUUCUAUCAUUUGAAGCCAAAAUGUGCAUGUAUUUACUUUCUAUGUCAAUAUUUGGGUCAUUGUUUGUAAGCAAUCAAGUCAGUGUCUGCAUUCUUUGUAGCAGAUAAAUCACAAAGUAUGGUAUACGUAAAAGAUAUAGGUGCAAAUAUUAAAAGUGCUGAUAAAAAACUGCUACCUUUGACAGUUACCUCUAACUAGUACUGUGGAACAGUCAUUGUCAUGAUCCACAGAACAUAUCUGCAUUUAAUUUGUUUCAUUGACAAAUAUGUGCUGUAAGAAAUUACAUGUUAUACUCUUAAAAACUAUCUAAGUAGAGCGGCUGUUAUUAAAAGCAAUGAAUAUGUCUAUUACUUAUCCGAGUUUACCUCCAUUGAGGGAACCAUCACAUCUUUAACUCCAUGUCAGAGGAACGGUGUCUUCCUGCCGCUGCUAUUGAUUGAAUCAGUCAUUUUUAUUGCCUGAGUAUGGCAAAUUAGCAGCUCAUUUAUCAACCUGACACUGAUUAUACCUCCACAAGGCAGAAGACAGCUCUAUAAUGAAGCAAUAAAUGAAACGUAAUGAAGCAGGGAAAAGACUGCACUUGGUAAAUUUGAUGGUCGCCAACGUUGGACACGAAAAUUGGACACACCUGCCGGCUUCACACCCAGCUGGUUCCCGCGAUGGGAGAGGUCGCGGGAGCGCACGUGAAGUAGCGCCGUGACAUUUAGACUCCGCAUCAACAGUUGUUUUGUGGGAUAAUGGAGCAAUGAUAAAGAAAGGUUGUGGCCCGCCCCUCGCUGGAAAUAAAGGGGAUGCUCGGCACUUAACUGUCCGUACGGCUUGUAAUGCCAGCGACCUCUGACACAUGACAGGUAGUCCUGUCACACCUUGUCAACAAACGGCCCAUGGUCCAGGUUUAAACAAAGUCAGGUUCAGCUGAAGAUGACAGAAUGUUGCAAUAUCGCUUUAUUAAACUGUAUGAUAAGGUGUUAAAGGAACAUCAGUAAUGAUUGCAGGCACCUUUAUGGGUAUUCUCGCUCAGCCAACAGUAGACCCAUGUCUCAGCAAAGUCUGACUGUGAGUAAAACCAUCUUAAGUUAAAUGAAAGCUUUUCAAAUGAUUGAAUCAUUGGAGCUCCUAGUUUUUGGUGUUUUUGUCAGCAAUUUUUGAUAUAUAUGAUUUGCAAUUUAACUGUAAAACGUGCUGCUGCUGUAGAUUUAGGUGUGUAUAUUGUCUUCCAUUUUGCUGUUCUGUAAAAGUAAUGAUUUACAAUGUGUACAGAGGACAACUGAACAUCUCUUUUCAGGUGGAAACAAAGAUUAUUGCAAUUGUUGCCAUAAGUAAAGUGGCAUCACUGUUUUGGUCUGAAAACUUAGACGAAUUUGUCAAAAUAAAGUUUGGAUUAAUUCUGAACAAUAAUGUAUGUGAACUUAUAAUUGUAAAGAUUGUGCCCAAAGUAUUCAUUAUCCUGCAAGACUUGAUUAAUACAAAAUAUGAAUAGAGGAAAGAUUGCAUAAUGUACCAUUAAGCAGGAAGAAAAAGCCUUCAAGUUUGUCUUUUCCCCUGAUUGAUUAUGUAUGUAUGUAACAAUGAACUUUAAUGUGACCCCAUUACAAGCAUUAUCAUACAUUCUAUUCCACCAUAACUGUUUCUUAGGACAUUUAAUGUUAUAGGUGACAUUUGCUCCAUGUAACAAUAAAGAGGUAAUGAAAAGGUAGACUCCUCCCUUGCAGUUUAUGGCUUGUUUUAUGACCGUGGGAUGGUGCUUUACAGAGCUUCCAUACCAAAUGGCCAUUGAUUUUGGCUCUUGGAUGUUAUGUACUGAUGAUGAGUGGGAGAGUUAGCCUUGGAGAGACACUACCUGUACUUAUAGCCUGUGUUCACACAACCUCUCGCUGUCAGAGACCAAUGACCCUCUCCCCUCCUGUGGGUGGCAGCAACAGUUGGGCUGACCGCUAGGAACUUGAUUUUAGUUAGGCUAUACAUGUACCUGUACUGUCCAUUUGUAGGUUCAGAAAGAAAUACAAAAUGUAUGCACAUGCCCACUCAGGUAAGUUACUAAGGAGGUAGCCCAAAAUCCUGGAGGUUUUCUAGAUCAGCACAAGUCCCUCUUUAACAUAUGUCACACUGUCAAUGAUCUCUGGCUGAACUUGGUCAUUGCCAGAAACAUGCCAAAUAUGAAAAUUGACAGAGAGUUGGCAUGUUUAAUCCAAAAAUCUAUCCUUUCGUUCACAUUGGACAGAAUGUAUGUAGAACCUGUGAACACUGCAUGAUCUCUAAAGAUCGGAAGGUGAUUAAAACUGUUAUUCUAGAGAUCGCAGACUCUUCUGGCGAGCUCUCAUCCUGCUCUGUGAUGCUAACUUAAAAACCCAAUAGCAUUUGAGGAGAGCCACACCUCGAGCACGUUAAAGAACCCACCACAUUCAAAAAGAGUAGGGAUCCUUCCCGGUGUGAGUAGUUCAAAAUCUACAGUCCUUUGGCUGCACCUGGGGCAAUUGCUGUCGUAUUGAGGUCACCUGACUUAGCGCCGAAUGGCAG